Messenger RNA from Miniopterus natalensis, 1364 nucleotides. RefSeq names its product gastrulation brain homeobox 1 (gene GBX1). Gene Ontology annotation, cellular component: nucleus. Gene Ontology annotation, biological process: regulation of nervous system development; regulation of transcription by RNA polymerase II. Gene Ontology annotation, molecular function: DNA-binding transcription factor activity, RNA polymerase II-specific; RNA polymerase II transcription regulatory region sequence-specific DNA binding. The record is from RefSeq and is a predicted model, not a curated record. Lineage: Eukaryota; Metazoa; Chordata; Mammalia; Chiroptera; Miniopteridae.
AUGGCAGACACCUGGGAAGGCUUCACAGCAGGCACUGCCUUCUCCAUCGACUCCCUGAUCGGGCCACCGCCGCCGCGCUCUGGCCACUUGCUCUACACCGGCUACCCCAUGUUCAUGCCCUACCGGCCCCUAGUGCUGCCGCAGGCGCUAGCCCCUGCGCCGCUGCCAGCCGGCCUCCCACCCCUUGCCCCGCUAGCUUCCUUUGCUGGCCGUCUUACCAACACCUUCUGCACUGGGCUGGGGCAGGCUGUGCCCUCGAUGGUGGCGCUGACCACCGCACUGCCCAGCUUUGCGGAGCCUCCGGAUGCCUUCUACGGGCCCCCUGAGCUCGCAGCCGCUGCUGCCGCCGCCGCCGCUGCCGCCACCACGGCUGCCCGAAACAACCCUGAGCCGGGCGGUCGACGCCCAGAGGGUAGACUGGAAGCCGAGGAGCUGCUUCCCGCCCGGGAGAAAGUGGCAGAGCCCCCACCACCCGCGCCUCCGCACUUCUCAGAGACUUUCCCAAGUCUGCCGGCCGAGGGGAAGGUGUACAGCUCAGAUGAGGAGAAGCUGGAGGCACCAGCAAGAGACCCAGCAGGCAGCGAACAGGAGGAAGAGGGCUCGGGCGGUGACAGUGAGGACGACGGUUUUCUGGACAGUUCUGCAGGGGGCCCAGGGGUUCUCCUGGCACCUAAACCGAAGCUAAAGGGAAGCCUGGGGACUGGAGCUGAGGAGGCAGCCCCAGUGGCAGCAGGAGUGACAGCUCCUGGGGGCAAAAGCCGGAGGCGCCGCACAGCAUUUACCAGUGAGCAGCUUUUGGAAUUGGAGAAGGAGUUUCAUUGCAAGAAAUACCUGAGCUUGACAGAGCGUUCCCAGAUCGCCCAUGCCCUCAAGCUCAGUGAGGUGCAGGUCAAGAUCUGGUUUCAGAAUCGGAGGGCCAAGUGGAAGCGCAUCAAAGCUGGCAAUGUCAGCAGCCGUUCUGGAGAGCCCGUAAGAAACCCCAAGAUUGUUGUGCCCAUACCUGUGCACGUCAACAGGUUUGCUGUGCGGAGCCAGCACCAACAAAUGGAACAGGGGGCCCGGCCCUGAAGGGGCUCUCGCGGACUUCAGAAGGCAAAGGACCCGUUCCUGAGCCUGCUCUGAGACUGGGUUAGGGUUCUGUGGACCAGAGGAGCUACCACUGUGAUUCUGCCCUGGCAGGGGGCUCAGCUGGCAAUUAGCUCCAGCUGUGCUCUCCUGGCAACCUGAGAUGUGGGCACUUGCCCUGAGCCUAUUCCAGAGACCCUCAGGACUGGGGCUUUAGGGCUAAAGGGGCUGGGGUUCUCAUUGCCCAGGAGCUAUUGGGACUGAGAUGAACUCCUGGGGAGGUGAUGGGUUCUAAAAUG